CAAUUUAUACAUGUCUGUUUUAAAUGUUACAUUUUUGUUUUUCAGGUGUAAUUAGCUGCUGAACCAGUAGGUGGCGAUGGCUCACAUCACAAUUAACCAGUAUCUUCAACAGGUUUAUGAGGCCAUCGAUAACCGCGAGGGCUCGUUCUGUGCGGAGCUUCUGUCCUUCAAACACCCGCACGUGGCCAACCCUCGACUCCAGCUGGCCAGUCCAGAAGAUAAGUGUCAGCAGGUUCUGGAGCCGCCUUACGACGAGAUGGUAGCAGCUCAUCUCAGAUGUACCUAUGCAGUCGCCAAUCAUGACUUUGUGGAGGCCUACCGCUUCCAGACGCUUGUUGUCCAAUCCUUUCUUAGAGCGUUUCAGUCACACAAAGAAGAGAAAUGGGCGUUACCCAUCAUGUUUGCUGUCACGUUGGACCUCAGGAUAUUUGCCAACAAUGCAGAGCAGCAGCUGCAGAAGAAGGGCAAAGGCCAGCCGGGUGAAAUGUUGGAGAAAGCAGCAGAGCAACUGAUGAGCUGCUUCAGAGUUUGUGCCAGUGACAAUCGUGCUGGAAUCGAGGACUCUAAGAAGUGGGGAAUGAUGUUUCUGAGCAACCAGCUCUUCAAGAUCUACUUUAAGAUCAAUAAGCUGCACCUGUGUAAGCCUCUGAUCAGAGCCAUCGACAGCUCCAACCUGAAGAACGACUACAGUCCCGCUCAGAAAGUCACCUACAAAUACUAUGUGGGCCGCAAAGCCAUGUUUGACAGUGACUUCAUCACGGCUGAGGAGCUUCUGUCAUAUUCCUUCCAUCACUGCCAUCGAUCCAGUCAGAAGAACAAGAGGAUGAUUCUGAUCUACCUGCUGCCAGUCAAGAUGCUGCUGGGUCACAUGCCGACCAAUCAGCUUCUCAGAAAGUAUGACCUCAUGCAGUUUGCUGAUGUCACCAAAGCCGUCAGUGAAGGAAACCUGCUGCUGCUGAAUGAAGCUUUGUGCAAACACGAAACCUUCUUCAUCCGCUGCGGCAUCUUCCUCAUUCUGGAGAAGCUGAAGAUCAUCACCUACAGGAACCUCUUCAAGAAAGUCUUCCUGUUACUGGGGACGCACCAGCUGCCUCUGGACGCCUUCCUGGUGGUUCUGAAGAAGAUGCAGGUGGAGGACGUGGACAUCGACGAGGUGCAGUGUCUCCUCGCCACGCUCAUCUACAUGGGUCACAUCAAAGGUUACAUCUCCCAUCAGCACCAGAAGCUGGUAGUCAGUAAACAGAACCCGUUCCCUCAGCUGUCCUCAGUGUCAUAGACUACAUUACCCACAAUCCCCUCCAGCUGCAAGGUUUUUUUAAUGAUCUGUUGUAAAAACGUAAAUAAAACAUUGUUUUGUAGUGUG
Thalassophryne amazonica is the source of this 1363-nucleotide messenger RNA. RefSeq names its product PCI domain containing 2 (gene pcid2). Gene Ontology annotation, molecular function: RNA binding; double-stranded DNA binding. The record is from RefSeq and is a predicted model, not a curated record. Lineage: Eukaryota; Metazoa; Chordata; Actinopteri; Batrachoidiformes; Batrachoididae. Bases 77 to 1276 code for a protein of 399 amino acids. Gene Ontology annotation, cellular component: transcription export complex 2. The transcript has 14 exons. Gene Ontology annotation, biological process: poly(A)+ mRNA export from nucleus; post-transcriptional tethering of RNA polymerase II gene DNA at nuclear periphery; transcription elongation by RNA polymerase II.